GCUAAUGGCGGCGGCCGCCUGAGGCGGCCCGGGGCGGCGGCGGCGGCACUGCGGGGCGCUCCGGGGGCGCCGCUCUCCCGGCGACAGCGCGGCGGCCGAGGCGCGCCAUGGAGCGGCCGGCGGCGCUGGCGGCGGCCGCGGGGGGCGCGGCGGGCGGCGAGGGCGGCGGGGCCGCGGGCCCGGGCGCGGCGGGUGGCAGGAGGCCCCCAUGGGGGACGGCGGGCCCGACCCCCGGCGCCCGGCAGCCCGGCGCGGACGCUGUGGACAGUCCUACAGGGUCACAUGUUGAAUGGUGUAAACAGCUUAUAGCUGCUACAAUUUCUAGUCAGAUUUCAGGUUCAGUGACAUCAGAAAAUGUAUCCAGAGAUUACAAGGAGUUUCAGGAAGAACACAAUGGCUACCCCUCUGAAGCGGAAGCUGAUCAGGCUCUCCGGGAUGGAAAUAAGCUGGCCCAGAUGGAAGAAGCACCACUCUUUCCAGGAGAAUCAAUUAAAGCCAUUGUGAAAGAUGUCAUGUACAUCUGCCCAUUCAUGGGAGCUGUGAGCGGGACCCUGACUGUGACCGACUUCAAGAUGUACUUCAAAAAUGUCGAGAGGGAUCCACAUUUCAUCCUGGAUGUUCCCCUUGGAGUGAUCAGUAGAGUCGAGAAGAUUGGCGCCCAGAGCCAAGGAGACAACUCUUGUGGCAUUGAGAUUGUGUGCAAGGAUAUGAGGAACCUACGGCUUGCUUAUAAACAGGAAGAACAGAGCAAAUUGGGGAUAUUUGAAAACCUCAACAAACACGCCUUCCCUCUUUCCAAUGGGCAGACGCUAUUUGCAUUCAACUAUAAAGAAAAAUUUCCAACGAACGGAUGGAAAGUGUAUGAUCCAGUAUCCGAAUACAAGAGACAGGGUUUGCCAAAUGAGAGUUGGAAAAUAUCCAAAGUAAACAGCAACUAUGAACUAUGUGACACCUACCCAGCCAUCAUUGUUGUGCCAACCAGUGUGAAAGACGAUGACCUUACAAAAGUGGCAGCCUUUCGGGCGAAAGGCAGAGUCCCCGUGCUGUCCUGGAUUCAUCCAGAAAGUCAGGCAACGAUUACCCGUUGCAGCCAGCCACUUGUGGGUCCCAACGAUAAACGCUGCAAAGAAGAUGAAAAAUACUUGCAAACCAUAAUGGACGCUAACGCACAGUCCCACAAACUAGUCAUCUUUGAUGCCCGGCAGAACAGUGUCGCUGAUACUAACAAGGCAAAGGGCGGGGGCUACGAAAGUGAAAGUGCCUACCCCAACGCCGAGCUCGUGUUCCUGGAGAUCCACAACAUCCACGUGAUGCGAGAGUCACUGCGCAAGCUUAAGGAGAUUGUGUACCCGUCCAUCGAUGAGACCCGGUGGCUGUCCAGUGUGGAUGGGACACACUGGCUGGAGUACAUACGGAUGCUUCUUGCAGGAGCAGUAAGAAUUGCGGACAAAAUUGAAUCUGGGAAAACCUCCGUGGUGGUCCACUGCAGCGAUGGUUGGGACCGCACAGCCCAGCUGACGUCACUGGCGAUGCUGAUGUUGGACAGUUAUUACCGCACCAUCAAAGGGUUCGAGACUCUUAUAGAGAAGGAGUGGAUAAGCUUCGGACAUAGCUUUGCAUUGCGAGUGGGCCACGGCAAUGACAACCACGCCGACGCUGACCGUUCCCCGAUCUUCCUCCAGUUUAUUGACUGCGUCUGGCAGAUGACGAGACAGUUUCCAUCGGCCUUCGAGUUUAACGAACUGCUGUUGAUUACAAUUUUGGAUCACCUUUAUAGCUGUCUCUUUGGGACUUUCUUGUGCAACUGUGAAAAGCAGCGAUUCAAAGAGGACAUACAGACGAAGACUGUGUCUCUGUGGUCUUACAUCAAUAGUCAGCUCGAUGAAUUUUCUAACCCCUUCUAUGUGAAUUACGAGCACCACGUCCUCUACCCGGUGGCCGGUGUGACUCACUUGGAGCUAUGGGUAAACUACUACGUGCGAUGGAACCCACGCAUGCGGCCUCAGAUGCCGAUUCACCAGCACACCAAGGAACUGCUGGCCGUACGCGCGGAGCUGCAGAAGCGGGUGGACGAGCUGCGUCGGGAGGUGGCAGCACACGCCUCGUCCUCGCCCGAGCGCUCAUCGCCGUCGCAGCCUGUGACCCCCGUGCACACGUCGGUGUGACACCCGCCGGGCCCCGCAGGAGCCUGGGAUCCCGUCUCACGGCGCGAGGCCCUGUGCCCUCCACGCCUGGCUGGCACCGCCAAGCGGUGACGGCCUGUGUGGCCAGGUGACAGCGCCCCAUGUCGUCACGUGCUUUCUGUGUUGUGAACACUCUGUGUCCCCCUGGCCGGCUGUCACCGUGCCCCGUGACCCGAGCUCCUACUGUGCUGGGCAGCGUGGGGGGCACCAGAGGAAGCGGCGGCGGGUGUGGCUGUGUGUCCGCCUGUCCUUCCCAUGCCCACAGGAGGGACGCAGCCCACAGGGCAGCUGGAGCGAAGCCCCGGGCCCUGCUCUAGGCGGUACGGUGACAAAGCGGUUUGCGUCUGGGCCUUGGGAUGGCCCGGCAGGCCGCCCCUCCCUGAGCGAUGCAGCCCCCAAGGCACUGCAUGGCAGGAGCCGAAGGUGUCAGAGGCUGGCGUUCGGGGCCACACCCGCGUGCAGUGCUGGUUCGGGACACUGCAUGUCACCGUUGGGAAGUCCCAGCAUGCACAGCCCUCAGUUUCCUCUUCCCCCUUUCCCUCCCUUCUGGCGCUGUGACAGCGCCCCAGGCCCCCCGGACCCCUGGGUGCCCGGGCCAACCUCACCGUGACCAUCAUUUGCAAAGGGAUUCUUCAAAGUUUUUUUUUUACAAAAACUGAGAUGUCUUUUCAACUUGCAAUCUUCUGGUUCUUACAGAAAUUUUUGUUUUCUGGUAUAAUUACGUAUUUACUCAAGGUCAUUUGAUACCCUAAGAUUCUCCAUUUUUAUCAUCUGGGGGGUUUGUUUCUAAGUCAUACACAGUUGAAGGUCAUUUUUUGCCCCUGCCAUGUCCGACAGCGUUUUUGGAAUGGCAUUUCUCAAAGUGACGCUGGUUCUUUCCCGUCCCCUCCCCCCCAAACAUCGCCCAGCUGCACUAGGAAUCAUAAACUUGGUGUGGUUGGCACAAGGCUCUUGACAGAACCAGAGGAGAAAGUGGCCUUAGCCCGGCCGGGGUCGGCGCACCUCAGGUGGGGCACCAGGGCCCCGAACCCGCCACUCGCCCCACAGCAGCAUAGCGCGGGGCCCCUUCCGGCCUGAGACAGACAGGCGGACAUUCUACCCCCGAGCUCGAGCUCUGGAAUCCGAGCACUUCUAGUCUUCCACUUUAAUGACGUGUACGAGAAUGUCAAACCUUUCUGGGUCAGGGUUUUAAAGCUGCCAUGAUACUGUAUUUGCCUCAGCCGAUGCACUGUACCCCUAUAAUUAAAACUGUGUUUGCCCCGUG
Molecule: messenger RNA, 3447 nt
Organism: Sorex fumeus (smoky shrew)
Lineage: Eukaryota; Metazoa; Chordata; Mammalia; Eulipotyphla; Soricidae
Gene: MTMR1
Product: myotubularin related protein 1
Exons: 16
Coding region: 108-2165 (685 amino acids)
Biological process (GO): phosphatidylinositol dephosphorylation
Molecular function (GO): phosphatidylinositol-3,5-bisphosphate 3-phosphatase activity
Source: RefSeq, a predicted model, not a curated record